AUUCCCGGCAUAGUUUCACUACCAAACCACCACGGUCAUAUCACGCUCAUCGAGCCCCAUCACCCAUCGCUUCCACACGGGGCACCGUAUUGGAUACUACCUAUGCAGUCUUCAGUUGCGUUCCUCAGCCACCCGCCUAGGUGAUCUGCUGGGUCUGGGAGCCAUCACCGUCCGCAAGUGAAGGGGUCCAACUCUGACAGCUUGUCAAGUUCACAGCCACACUUCCGGACUCCGGCCGCAUAGUAACAUGACACGGGAACCACUGCGGCCCCGACUCCGGCCCCGAUCAUCACCAUGGCUUCUUGCUCUGGCUUUGUUGGCGUUUGUGGUCCUGUUGCCCAGUGCUGGGGCAAUGCGCCCCAGUCGCGUGGCUGAGCUCCGCCGCGAGGUCGUCGACAUGUUCUACCACGGCUUCGGCAACUACAUGCGCAUCGCCUUUCCCGAGGACGAGCUCCGGCCCGUCACUUGCGCCCCUCUAACCCGGGAUGCUGAGAACCCAGGAAACGUCGAAGUGAACGAUGUCUUGGGUAACUACUCCCUUACUUUGAUAGACAGUCUGUCUACCUUGGCCAUCUUUGCUUCGGCGCCGCCAGAUGACCGUGGGACGGGACCGAAAGCCUUGCGUGACUUCCAGGAUGGUGUUGCCGCCUUGGUCGAGCAGUAUGGCGACGGCCGUCCCGGUCCUUCUGGCCAAGGCCUGCGCGCUAGAGGCUUCGAUAUCGACAGCAAGGUGCAGGUUUUUGAAACGGUCAUCCGUGGUGUUGGCGGUCUUCUCAGUGCCCAUUUGUUUGCUGUUGGCGCACUACCGAUUAAUGGAUAUGAACCGCUUGGUCCUGAACAUGAUCCACUUAGCCCUCCGCCUAUCCACUGGCCGAAUGGCUUGACCUACGAUGGUCAGCUGCUCCGUUUGGCGCUUGAUCUUGGGACCAGAAUUCUCCCGGCCUUUUACACGAAGACGGGGAUGCCCUAUCCACGUGUCAAUCUGCGCCAUGGUAUCCCCUUUUACAAGAACUCGCCCUUGCAUGGGACGGCUUCCGGGGACCACAUAGUUGAUGGGCCUCCUGAGAUUACCGAGACAUGCAGUGCUGGCGCUGGGUCCCUAGUUCUUGAAUUCACGGUUCUCAGUCGCUUGACAGGUGAUCCGCGGUUUGAACAGCUGGCCAAGCGAGCCUUUUGGGCAGUUUGGUAUAGGAAGAGCCACAUAGGCCUCCUCGGCGCAGGCGUCGAUGCUGAACAAGGCCAUUGGGUAGGCCCUUAUUCCGUCGUUGGUGCUGGCGCCGACAGCUUUUUCGAGUACGCCCUCAAAUCGUACAUCUUGCUUUCUGGGCAUGAGCUCCCAAACCGGACAGCCGUUGAGCCAAAACCCAAGGACAACUGGCUGGACCCCAAUACUCUCUUUGUUCCACUUACUGAGGUUGAGAACUCCCCUGAUGCGUUUCUUCAGGCGUGGCAUCAUGCCCAUGCUGCUAUCAAGCGCCAUCUCUAUAGCGAUAAAGAUCAUCCGCAUUAUGAAAACGUCAACCUAUGGACAGGCUCGCUGGCUACUAACUGGGUAGACAGCCUAGGUGCCUUCUACGCCGGUCUGCUCGUCCUGGCUGGUGAGCUUGAAGAAGCCAUUGAAACGAGCUUGUUGUACACUGCCAUAUGGGCGCGCUAUGCCGCGCUUCCUGAACGUUGGUCUAUCACACACAAGGAUAUUGAGGGUGGUCUAGGCUGGUGGCCGUUGCGACCCGAGUUUAUCGAGUCGACCUACUACAUAUAUCAAGCCACCAAGGACCCCUGGUAUCUUUACGUUGGCGAAAUGGUCAUGAGAGACAUUCAGAGACGAUGUACUACGCAGUGUGGCUGGGCAGGCCUUCAAAAUGUCUUGACCGGCGAGAGGAGCGAUCGUAUGGAGAGCUUUUUCCUCGGCGAAACCACGCAGUACCUGUAUCUGCUGUUUGAUGAGUCGCAUCCUCUCAACCACCUUGAUGCCGGUUUUGUGUUUACCACAGAAGGUCAUCCGCUAGUUUUGCCAAAGGCAAAGCCAAGUACCCGAUCACGAGCAUCUGGUCAAAAGGAAUUGAUAGUGUAUCACGACCCUGGCUUUACCAACACUUGCCCGGCACCGCCUUCUGCCACUCCCCUCACAGGCUCAGCCAUCGCUGCCAGAGAUGACAUCUAUCACGCUGCAAAGAUGUUGGACCUACACUUGUUGCAGCCAAAGAACUUUUUAGGACUUCCGGCAGAGGGUAGUAAGCCCUCCGGCCAACAUACCUCUUCUAGGAAGCCUAUAACCGAAUCGGACCAGUUCACGCCUUUCCCCUGGUCUCUUCCACCAGAAAUGGUUCCCCAAAACGGAACGUGCCGCAAAAUCAACCAGCCGGUCGAGAUGCUGCUCGAGUUCUCCUCCAACGCGCAAGAACUCAUUGGCGGCAGCGCCUUCAACUACCUGAUGGGCACGCAGAACCUCGAGCGCCUCACGAUGGAUCGAAUCCGCGUUCAAACCCUUUCCGGCUUGAGGCUGACCAUGCGGCAGGAGGAGGACUCGGACGGUGAAUGGCGUGUCAGCAAGGUGAAUGGCGUUCUACUUGGUCGGGAUGAGUUCAUCGUUAUGAACCGAGCCAUCCUAGGCGAGGUGUCCGACCCGCGGUUCAACCUCGUUCGCGACCCCGUCAACGUCAAGCUCGUGCAUCUACAUCAUGUGGACCUAGGCCAGGACGAGACCCACAAGGAUAAGGCCAAGGGGCAGCUUCACCCCGAAAGCGUCAAGACUAAUCCUGAGGUUUCCCAAGAGGAGCAGGAGAAGGAGAUCGAAGAACAACAGACAGAAACAGCCAACACCACCUCGGAAGACCCCGCCUCCUCCUCUCUCGGCUCCUAUGUCAAAUCCCUCCUCGCCAACCUCGCCGCCUCCCUCGACGACCUGCUCGACGGCAUCCCCCUCGAAGCAGCCGUCACCGCUCUCCCCUCCAUCCUCCCCUCCAUCCCCUCCAUCUCAUCCAUCCAUGGCGGCAGCGCCAAACGCAUUAAAUACCCUCUCAACGUCUUCAUAAACUCCACCGCCGUAACCGCCACGGGCAUCGGUGCCGCCCCUCUCCCUCCUCCUCCCCCUCGCCCCUCGUCUCCAUACAUCUCCAGCGGAAACAACCUUGCUCAUCCGAGACCCUACCCGCCCUUCGGCCCCGUCCCCCGCGACAUGAUACCCUACACCACCAUCUAUGCCGCCGGCCAGCUUUGUACCUCGUCCUCGUCCGGUUCUUCCGAGCCUUCUUCUGAAAAGGACCAGACUCCUCCGCCUCCACCACUAGACGACUCCAUCCCGCGCACCCACCAGAUUCUCCUCCUCCGCCGCGGCGGCUGUUCCUUUUCCGAGAAACUAGCCAACAUUCCCGCCUUCCCUCCCUCUCCCACCUCGCUCCAACUCGUAAUUGUCGUUUCCGACGGCCAAGACGAAGAUGCUUCAUACGCUGCUUACUACUCUGGUCAAACCUACAGCAGCAGCCAAGGAGUUGGAGGAGGGGGGUUAGCUAGGCCCUUGUUGGAUCAGGUACAAAAGACUCCUGGCGGACUGGUGAGAAGGAAUCCGAUUCCGAUGAUCAUGGUCGGGGGUGGAGAGAUGACGUAUGAAACGCUCAAAAGGGCCAAGGGCGUGGCGGUGGGGAGGAGGUGGUUUUUGGAAAGUCAGGGGAGGAGAGUGAGGAAUGUGAUUGUGGAUGAGGGGGAUGCUGGGGGGGUUGCCUGA
This is a messenger RNA of Neurospora hispaniola, 3724 nucleotides long. Its product is annotated as seven-hairpin glycosidase. Lineage: Eukaryota; Fungi; Ascomycota; Sordariomycetes; Sordariales; Sordariaceae. Gene Ontology annotation, molecular function: calcium ion binding; mannosyl-oligosaccharide 1,2-alpha-mannosidase activity. Gene Ontology annotation, cellular component: endoplasmic reticulum; membrane. Gene Ontology annotation, biological process: mannose trimming involved in glycoprotein ERAD pathway; carbohydrate metabolic process; endoplasmic reticulum mannose trimming. Bases 248 to 3724 code for a protein of 1158 amino acids. The record is from RefSeq and is a predicted model, not a curated record. The transcript is spliced from 2 exons.